Molecule: messenger RNA, 2378 nt
Organism: Triticum dicoccoides
Lineage: Eukaryota; Viridiplantae; Streptophyta; Magnoliopsida; Poales; Poaceae
Exons: 8
Coding region: 146-1972 (608 amino acids)
Molecular function (GO): RNA binding
Source: RefSeq, a predicted model, not a curated record
GCGUGGGGGAUUUAACCUAAACCUCCCUCCGAGUUCCCUCUUAGUUCUCGUACGCACGCCGAGUGUUCUCCUCCAGAUCUGCCCUCGCUUUCUUGUUGCCCGCUGCCUCCCCGCUUCCGCCCCCGCCGUGGUACUGGUAGCCGCCAUGUCGCGCCCACCCGCCGCCGCCCAACCCAACCAACCGAUGAACGCUGCGACCCCCACCCCCAGGCCCAACCCCGCCCCGAUCGCGUUUGCUGGCCCCUUCCAGCCCCCCGGCGUUCCGCGGCCGGCGCCGUACCCGGCGCCCUUCUACCAAACGCGGCGGCCGCUGGUAUUUCCGCCCGUCUUGCCACCCGGCGCUUUCCGUGGGCCUCGCGAAUACCAGCCUCCGCCCCCACCACCGGGUGGAUUCCGUCCGCACCCAGCCACCCCCCUUAACCCGUUCGGUCUUCCAGGCUUCCGUCCAAGCAACACAUAUCAUCCUGUUAGUGUGUUAUCACAUCAGUGGCCAGCGGUAAUUGAUGGAACUUUUGGUCCUGGAGCCAUGACUAGACCACCUAUCACACCUGUUCCUCCAGCUAAUGUUUUUGGUCCUGGAGCUGUGACUAGACCACCUAUCGCGCCUGUUCCUUCAGCUAACGUUUUUGGUCCUGGAGCUGUGACUAGACCACCUAUCGCGCCUGUUCCUCCAGCUAACGUUUUUGGUCAUGGAGCUGUGACUAGACCACCUAUUGCACCUGUUCCUCCAGCUAACGUCUUUGGUCAUGGAGCCGUGACUAGACCACCUAUGACACCUGUUCCUCCAGCUACUGAUUUUGGUCCUGGAGCUGUGACUAGACCUCAUAUCGCACCUGUUCCUCCAGUUAAUGAGCCACAAUUUAAAGUAUAUGUUGGCAAGAUUGCAUCAACAGUGGACAAUGAUUUUGUUCUUUCUCUUCUUCAGGUCUGUGGAAUUGUAAAAAGUUGGAAUCCAGUCACAAAUCCAAUUGAUGGAACUCCUACUGGGUUUGGCUUUUGUGAUUUUGAAUCUGCCGAAGGCAGUCUUCGUGCAUGGCGGUUGCUCAACAAACUAAGAAUUGAUGGUCAAGAGCUGUUGGUUAAUGUCAAUGAAGCCACGAGACAGCACCUUCAGAAAUACUGUGAGAAUACUACAGAAGAGAAGGCCAAUGAAACUGAUAUGGCUGCUAUGCAAACGAUACACAGUAUGGUUGAAGAGAGAAUGAGGUGUAAAUUUCCGGGUUCACCAAUUCAGUCUGUUCAGGCAUCUACAAGCAUGAGUGAUGAGAAAGGCGAUGGUCAUACAAGGAGUGGUGCACUGGAGGAAAGGACAAGCAAGAGACAACGUGAAAAAGAGGAACAUUUAGGGGAAAGUAAAGUUGUUUGUUUGCAAGGUUGGAAAGAUAAAGAAGUGAUUUCAGCUGGAAAGCCUUCUCUGCAAAUUGAUGCAAUAUCAUCAAUGUAUGUUCCCAUGGAGCCUGAAUCUACAAUUGAACACGAGAGGAAACGUCAGCGCAGGGAAAUAGAUGGGUUUCAUAAGAGCAAUGGUGAAGGUAAGGGCAUUGUAUCUGUACAAGUGCUAGUCUCAGAUAAGCUGAACAGCAGUGCCCCAGGAGAAAAGGGGAAUUCUGAAUUGCAAGCUACAUCCAAGUUAGGGAACAAGGAAACUUUGGAUGCAGAACAGUUGCUUGCUGCUAUCCCUAAGACGAAGGAAGAACUAUUUGCUUAUGAUGUUAAUUGGGCAAUUUAUGAUAAGCAUGGAUUGCAUGAGAGAAUGAGGCAUUGGGUUUCAGAGAAGUCGAUUGAAGUUUUCGGCGAGGAAAUAGCAGAGUUUGUUGAGUAUGUUAUUGCAUCAACCAAAGAGCAUGUAGAUGCACCUAGAAUGUUGGAGGCCCUUGUAUCUCUUAUGGAUGAUUCUGCAGAAAAGUUUGUUAUCUCGUUUUGGACGGAACUUAUAUUUGAAAUUAAGAAAGCUGAAACUGGAUUAGCAUGAAGACUGAGGGAAUGUCACUAUGUCAGUGCCGCCUUGUUGCUCAAGGUCGGCGGGUAAUCACAAAGAAAUUGCCUCAGUUCCUUCUCAUUGCUCAAGGUCGGUGAGUAAUCUCAAAAGAGAUUGGCGGACGACAACCCUUCCUGGCUACCUAUGAGCUGCAGUUGUUGAUAUCUUGGAAUGAAGCAGUCAUUCUGGCACUGUGUUCUGGCUAUCCUGAAUCUUUCGCUGAUGAAUGUAGAUAGACUUCGCAUGUUGACAUUAACAGCGAGCUGUUGGCGAGAUCAGUUUGUGUUGUAAGUGGAGAAGUGAAAUGAGACUCUUUCAGCGUGUUCCCUAUGCGGGGAGUCUCUUCGUACAUAUAAGAGUAUUAAAUUGAUAAAGCAUAUUUAUUUGGACUUGCUAGUUU